This is a messenger RNA of Acanthochromis polyacanthus (spiny chromis), 272 nucleotides long. Its product is annotated as nicotinamide riboside kinase 2-like. NCBI's taxonomy places the organism in Eukaryota, Metazoa, Chordata, Actinopteri, Pomacentridae. The coding region runs from base 16 to 255 and encodes 79 amino acids. The record is from RefSeq and is a predicted model, not a curated record. The transcript has a single exon.
GACCAGUCCGUGAACAUGAAGUACAUCAUCAGCAUCGACGGCGUAACCAAUGGAGGGAAAAUCACACUCACCAACUGCUUGAUCAAGAACCUGCCCAACUGCUGCGUGGUCCAUCAGGAUGACUUCUUCAAGCCCCAAGAUCAGAUUGAAGUUGGUGAAGAUGGCUUUAAGCAGUACGAUGUCAUCACUGCUCUGGACAUGGACGCCGUGAUGAGUACCAUCUACGCGUGGCUGGAGAACCCGGUGAAGUUUUAGAAGUCUCAUGGUAUUAA